CGCCCGCCUCAAGAUUGCUCCCCUCGCCUGGCUCUGCGUCCGACAAGCCAUUCCAAGCUCGUUCGCACUGGCACACAUUCGCGCGUGAAGCACAGUACGUCGGGAAUACUCAUACGCAUUCGAGCUACUUGCUCACCCGGGCCCGGAACAGCGUCAUGCACGUCAAGCGACUGCCCAGCGAUGUAAUCAUCGUCAUUAUGCAGUAUUUGUCUGCACGCGACCUGGCCGCACUGUCAGAAACAUGUACAUACGCGCAUAGCUUGGUGAGUGUCUGCAACCGUCAGUCAACAGGCGUGGACUUCACAUGCACUUCACAGGUUAGCGAGUUCGGAUGGAGCCUGCUCGCUCGUCAGACUAGCCCAUCAUCCUGCAGUCUUUCCAAGUCUCUGAUGACAUGGCCUCCGAACGCGCAAGUCCGCUAUCACACGAUCACUGACCGCAACUGGGCUAAACAUCAAUUCGUCGCACGACCGGUGGCCCGAAAGUGGAUGGGAAAGCUCCAGCCAGCACUGGCAAUCAACCGCUCCAGGCUGUUAGUCGGCGCAGGCAACACGAUAUACUCGUAUGCGUUCGCUGUUGCUAAACCUGGAGAGGCGCCAGGUGUGGUAUUCGAAGGUGCCUACACCACUAGCCAUCGCCUGCAAGCCCACCGUGACAUCACGAGCAUGGCUUCGGUCGAAGACGGUGGUAGGGACGAAACCCUCUACGUCGGAUUUGCCGACGGCGCUCUGGAACGUGUUACCCUCCCUCUCUCAGAGCCAAGGAAACAUGACCAGAACGUCCACAUCGACCCUUUGCACCGAGAAGGCAAUUACUUCCACGGCGAUGACAUCGUGGAGAGCGUGUCUUCAGCAGGAAAUUACGUUCUCUCGCUCUCCUCGAGCGGUACUGCAGUGUUCAUGAACCUCUCCUCCGCGGAACCUGUUCCUCAAUUCCUGGAGCUGGACUCCCGAGGCUGGUCGACCUACCUGUCCGCCCGUAGUUCGACCCCAUACGCAGUCUUCGGUACCUCCUCCAUGAACCCGCUCUCCGUGCACGACAUUCACGCGGCCGGGCUGUCCCCCAACCCAUCCGCCAUCCUCGCCUCAGGCGCGUCUGACGAGCGCCCAAAGCCCUCCGCUGUCUACGGGAUCGCAGGCGCGCCUCCAUCUUCCCCGUGGGGCCACUCGGACCAGAUUAUCGUAUCAGGGUGGUACGAUGGGCCAGUGCGCGUCCACGAUCUUCGCUCCUCGAAGCGUGCCUACUCGACCGAUCCUUGCUGUCCAGCACCCCUCCUCCCGGUCCUGUCGGUGUUCGAUCCCUGGCUCUUCGAGCCAAACUAUUCCGUCUCUUGCGGCGGGGGCGCUUCCAGCUACAUUGCGGCUGGGACAGCGCGCCAUAGUGUCGUCGCUCUGUGGGAUGUGCGCAACCCUUCGGCGGGCUGGAGCGUCCACGCGCCAGGGAAUGAUUCCUCCCCGGUGUACUCGGUCAUACUCGAGGGUUCCCGCCUGUUCGGCGCGACACAGUCGCGUCCGUUCGUGCUUGACUUCGGCCCGGAUGUCAGAGAGGAUACCUACCCAGUUCUCAAAUUCAGUAAUGCCAGAGACGAAGAGGGUCUCAAGAAGCGAGACAGGACUGGUAUCGGUUUCUACGUAACACGAUACGAUCAUAGCCGGUAGCCAUACUAUAUCUGAUGACGAAUUUUGACAAUGGGUGAAGGAAGACAAGACGAAACGAAUAACAAUAGGAGAUAGCUGGUACAUCGGACUCCAGACAUGCGGUGUGUACAACAGAUAGACAGCAAUAGAUGCACAAUAGACUGA
Rhodofomes roseus is the source of this 1802-nucleotide messenger RNA. RefSeq lists its product as uncharacterized. The record is from RefSeq and is a predicted model, not a curated record. NCBI's taxonomy places the organism in Eukaryota, Fungi, Basidiomycota, Agaricomycetes, Polyporales, Fomitopsidaceae. Bases 156 to 1658 code for a protein of 500 amino acids. The transcript has 2 exons. Gene Ontology annotation, molecular function: protein binding.